Messenger RNA from Wallemia ichthyophaga EXF-994, 492 nucleotides. RefSeq names its product PRA1-like protein. Gene Ontology annotation, cellular component: Golgi apparatus. NCBI's taxonomy places the organism in Eukaryota, Fungi, Basidiomycota, Wallemiomycetes, Wallemiales, Wallemiaceae. The record is from RefSeq and is a predicted model, not a curated record. The coding region runs from base 1 to 492 and encodes 163 amino acids. The transcript is spliced from 8 exons.
AUGGAAUACGCAGGAAAAGUGAUUGAAACGGUAAAACACAUUAGAGAAACUAGGCUUUCUAGGCUCAGACCUUUGAAUGAAUUUUUCGAUCAUCACAGACUCAGUCGCCCUUCGGACAUGAACGAAGCUACUUCUAGAAUCACUUACAACACGCGUCAUUUCUCUGGAAACUACGGUGUUGUCGUAGCGGUAUUGAGUGUUUACGCUCUGCUCACUAACCCAUUCUUGCUCAUUGCAAUUGCUGUCAUCGUCGGUGGUUUCGCUGCCGUUCAGCGGUUCGGAGCUGAUCCAUUACAAGUCGGCGAGCAUGUCAUCACUCAGAAAGGCCUCUAUGGUGUUCUUGUCGUUGUUGGUUUGGUGCUCUUCUGGAUCGCUGCACCGCUGUCUAUCCUCUUUUGGCUCGUUGGUAGCAGUACUAUGCUGAUUUUUGGUCACGCUGCUCUUAUAGAACCUGGUGUAGAAUCUGAAUAUGCACCUGUUGAGGAGGUAUAA